Actinia tenebrosa (Australian red waratah sea anemone) is the source of this 2374-nucleotide messenger RNA. Its product is annotated as QRFP-like peptide receptor. Gene Ontology annotation, molecular function: G protein-coupled receptor activity. NCBI's taxonomy places the organism in Eukaryota, Metazoa, Cnidaria, Anthozoa, Actiniaria, Actiniidae. The record is from RefSeq and is a predicted model, not a curated record. Gene Ontology annotation, cellular component: plasma membrane. Gene Ontology annotation, biological process: G protein-coupled receptor signaling pathway.
AACACUUGCCAUGAAUAUUUAUUUGGAACAUUUGCCUUGAUGAGCAACUAAUACUUUUUCAAUUAUUGUAACUGAAGCCUUAGAAGUUAGAGAACUAAAAAUUCAGCUUAUAGGUUUCGAUAUUUUUUGGUUUGUUUGUAUCUGAAUUACUGCGUAGAGAUUUGACCAAUGAACGACCAAAAACAUCAUUCCAAUUGCUUUUGGAACUCUUGCUUCGAAGACCAACUUGAGUAAAUGCCCUUUUUAUUUCUUUUUUUUAUUUAUUUAUUUGUUUUUGGCGGAGGAAUCAUGGCGUGCUCAAAGGAUCCUCCUUUGGCGUGCUCGAAAUCGUUAACAAUAUAAUCCCUGUAAAUUUGAAUCAAYAUCUUGAUCAGAACACGGUAAACACAUUAUACGUUGGAACUAAAGGAAAUGCCUUCAUCGCACCUGCUASGCCCUUUAGGCUCGUUAAAGCAUUACGCCUUUGUUUUAGUCUGACGAGAAUAUUGCUCAGUUCGUAUCAGUAAUUCUAGUGAUAGCUGAAUAAGCAAAAAAGGCUGAUAAUGACAAGGUCAUAAUUUUACGAAAGGCGGACAUACCUAAUGGUAAACCGACUGACUUCCUUUCUGUUCCACUUUCUAACUUAUUUAUGUUACUACUUUUGUCAAAAGCUGAUCUAAGUACGUUAUCACUCACAGAUCAUGUAUCACGAUUAGAUAUUAGUGAGUCCAUCACGUUUAUUGCUUUUAUUAGCUUAUUUAGGGAAACUAAGCCGAUUAUAGUAAAACUAAGAUAUAUUAGUUAGGUAUGUAUUAAGARGACUGUUGUCGAAUUUCUUUACUCUCUUUGUCUUAAAUUUCGAAUUUCAUCACGUUUUUGUUAGUCAAAACAACCAGUAUUGAAUUGCCGCUCUAUAAUUAGAAUAUUGAUAUUGUAAAAGAAAGGAAAAAACAUGGAAGAUAGAAAGAUUAGCUAUUAGGUUACAUCCUGCAAUGUUACUAAAUGGAAGUCGCACACAUGAAAAAAGCUGCUCAACUAGAGAGAUCAUGAUCAGGUAGAGGCGUUCAACAUGAACCAAACCGAACAAGGAACAUUUCUCCAAGAGAAUGUCAGCUGCGCGGACCCUAGUUACACAGACUCAUAUCUCGUUAAAACCACAAAAACCACACUACUAGCUAUCACCAUGACCAUUGCACUCUUUGGCAACUUACUCGUAAUAUUCAUCGUGUACAAAAACAAAAAGAUGAGGCGAACAACCAACAUAUUCAUCGCAAACAUGGCCACCUCAGACUUGUUCAUCGCUGUCGUCACAAUCCCAAGAAUCAUCACGGAGCUCUACGUAGGACCACGACGGUGGUUAAUUGGAGGAGUAAUCGGAACUAUUUCUUGUAAACUAUGUUUGUUCCUGACCGACUUUUCGCUUGGAAUAUCAUUUAUGAGUCAUUCCGUCAUCGCCAUAGAUCGCUUCUGUGCCAUUGUUUAUUCUCUUCGUUUAUCACCAAUUACCCCAGCUCGUCGCAAGUACAUCAUUGCUCUGAUUUGGUUGCUAAUUUUUAUGCUCAAUUCACCAAGCUUUUAUACCUACAGGCUGCAAAAAAUGGAUGAUGCAAUGUUUUGUGUAACCAGUUGGUAUCCUCUAGACACCAAAGUCUCUCAAAUGACUUUUUUUUCGGUGAUAUUGGCCAUCGAGUUUGGCGUACCGAUUCUUCUCAUGACUGUCUUGUAUACCUGGCUAAUCAUAUCUCUAACGAGCCAAAAAAGUUUGUCUACGCAGUCCUUACACAUGAGAAAAAUAAGACGCAAGGAAGAUAUCCGAGUUCUGCGCAAAGUUUUGACUCUUUUGGUCGUGUUUUUGGUCAGCGUUAUUCCCAUCACGCUGUUGGGAGUGUUCCUGUAUUAUCAAUGGGACUUUGUGCUUCCCUGUUGGGCUUGGAGCUUUGCCUUUGUUGUGCAUCUUUUAUUCCUGUCCAACAGUGCAGUAAACCCGUGCUUAUGUAUCGCUCUCAACGCCAGCUACAAGCAUUAUAUCCAAAAACUGUUGUGCCCUUCGAAAUACAGUAACACACGAUCAUCUCCUGGUCCCUCCACUCAGAGAAAAGAAGGGAAAGAACUAAGUGAUUUUUCUGCAGAGAACAAACAACAUUUUCUGCUAAAUGAACGAUAAGAUUAGACAAAAAAUCUAUAAAGGGCAGAUAAAGACAAGGUUAGGGACCCAUGCAUUAAGCGAUAAAAAGAACAACUGCACCCCGAACUGCACCGAUAAAAAUAGAAGAAAAUACUUAUAUGAAAAAAUAAAGCUGCUUUUUACUCGAUUCACCUAAACCUCUUGUAGACCUACUCUGCUCUGUUCUGCUCUGCUCUGCUCUGCUCUGCUCUGCUCUGCUCUGCUCUGCUC